UGCACACAACUUCAGAGGCGGCUUUUAGGACCCACUGAAGCCUGCCCUCUAGCAGUCCAUGGACUCCAAGGGAAGAAUGCAGACCAUCAAAUGUGUGGUUGUAGGAGAUGGGGCUGUGGGUAAGACCUGCCUCCUCAUCAGUUACACAACAAAAUCCUUUCCUGAAGAGUAUAUCCCCACUGUCUUUGACAACUAUAGCACCCAGACAUCUGUGGAUGGCCAGAUCGUCAGCCUGAACCUAUGGGACACGGCUGGUCAAGAAGAAUACGACCGACUGAGAACGCUCUCCUACCCCCUGACCAAUAUCUUCGUCAUUUGUUUUUCCAUCAGCAGCCCAUCCUCUUAUUACAAUGUGAGGCAUAAGUGGCACCCGGAGGUCUCCCGUCAUUGCCCCAAUGUUCCUGUUCUGCUGGUAGGCACCAAGAGGGACUUGCGGAGUGACCUUGAGACAGUGAAGAAGCUGAAAGAACAGAGCCUAGUGCCCACAACUCCUCAGCAAGGCACUUCCCUGGCCAAGCAGGUGGGGGCUGUGAAGUAUCUGGAAUGUUCUGCCCUGACGCAGGAUGGGGUACAGGAGGUGUUUUUGGAAGCUGUCCGGGCUGUGCUUUACCCUGCCACAAAGAAGAACACCAAGAAGUGUGUCCUCUUAUAG
Molecule: messenger RNA, 652 nt
Organism: Pteronotus mesoamericanus
Lineage: Eukaryota; Metazoa; Chordata; Mammalia; Chiroptera; Mormoopidae
Product: rho-related GTP-binding protein RhoG-like
Exons: 2
Coding region: 59-652 (197 amino acids)
Biological process (GO): engulfment of apoptotic cell; cortical cytoskeleton organization; regulation of actin cytoskeleton organization
Cellular component (GO): cytoskeleton; cytoplasmic vesicle; cell projection
Molecular function (GO): GTPase activity; GTP binding; protein kinase binding
Source: RefSeq, a predicted model, not a curated record